GACAUCAGUCUCUAAGUUACAUUGGCAGCCUCCCCCAGCACAGGCAUUUGAGGCCGCCACUCUGUCUUGGUGGUCAUUGCUGGAGCUCUGCCCUGGGUUACAGCUGCUUUUGAGACUGAGCUUUGGGAAAGAACAGGAUGAAGCUCAGCCUGACUCUCUUCCUGACAAUAACUCUGUCUGUGUCUCCAUUUGCUGGAUUCAGCCCUUGCUGUACCAGCUAUUUUACAUGGAUCUGUAAUCGGGACAAAAAGGCAGGCCUUCCUGAAGAGCAGCAUCCAGUUGAGACCAGGGCCUCCAGCUGGCCCUGCUGGUUUGGCUUAAACACCUGUCCUGUCAGAUCUGGGAACAGGAGCCAAGUAGAGGUUCUUCCUCAGGAGCAGCUUCCAUCUGAUACCCAGCACCGUACCUUCAGAUGGCCCUGCUGGCUUGGUCUACCAACCUGCCGUGUAACAACGGAGGAUGGGGACCAAAAGACAGCAUUCCACAAGCAGCAGCUGCGCAUUAAUGCCCAUUGCUGUGCCCACAACUGGCACCGCCGGCCAGGCCUUUCUGAACACCCCAGAUGGAUCCGGUACAGGGUCGGCAAAGUUGUCACUCCAAAGGACCCAAAGCAGCAGUCCCCCAGCCCCAGGCAGAAACUCUUCAGCUUGCACGACACUCUGGGCCACCUCAGGGACAGCUUUGACCGAAGAUCUGUAACCUGGACCCUCGUGGAUAUCUGGAAGCAAAUCUGCAUCCUGAGUCUGCUGUGGAUUUCCCGUGGCCUCUGGAGAAGAGUAAGACAGCUCUGGAGACAGGAACCAGGACAAACAGCCUCAGCCUCUAUAAGAACAGAGCACUGGGGAAAGGAGAACAUCAAUGCUUCUGACCUGCUCCACCUCAUGGAGGCUGAAAUAGACAUAAUGGAGAGGCACCUGAGGACCCUCCUCCAGUCCCAGCGGGAAGCACGCAGGUGCCAGCGAGAGAGGAAGGCAGAGCAAGACGGAGGGAAAGGGAAGAAUCCCUCGGCAUACUCCACAUUCAAUGCUGAUUGAAGUGCUCAUUUGCGGGAGCAACGCUUGGAAUCAAGAGACAACGCAACACGAGUUAGCAGCAAGAUUCAAUGUUUACUAAGGUAGCUUAUUGAUAAUAAAUAUGACAGCAAUCUACAAUU
Molecule: messenger RNA, 1153 nt
Organism: Coturnix japonica (Japanese quail)
Lineage: Eukaryota; Metazoa; Chordata; Aves; Galliformes; Phasianidae
Source: RefSeq, a predicted model, not a curated record